Cuculus canorus (common cuckoo) is the source of this 4396-nucleotide messenger RNA. RefSeq names its product WD repeat domain 53 (gene WDR53). Gene Ontology annotation, molecular function: protein binding. Bases 1638 to 2702 code for a protein of 354 amino acids. Lineage: Eukaryota; Metazoa; Chordata; Aves; Cuculiformes; Cuculidae. The record is from RefSeq and is a predicted model, not a curated record. The transcript is spliced from 4 exons.
AAAGAUCUUUUAGCAGCAGCCGGUGCAUAGGAAGCCAGGGCAAACCCCGACAUGGUAAAAACGCCAAAACGAGCCCCUUCUCGGCCAAUAAUUCCCCAAAACCAGAGGCAGGGGGACCCGGCGGGUACAAACUUGCAGCCCGAGCGACCGGCGAGGAGCCCGGCCCCGUCUGCAAGUGUUCAAUCAACUGGCGUUUUCCCGACGGGAUGAGUGAAUUCUGGCUGUUCACAGGCCAGGAUGAGCAAGAACCGCAUACAAUCACUGAAGCAUUACGGUUGGAAAAGAUCUUUGAGAUCAUCAGGUCCAGCUGAUCACGUAGGAAAGUCAGUGCAAACCCUGACAUGGGGUCAUCCCUAUGAGGCCACACCUUGAAUCCUGGGUUCAGUUUUGGGGCCCACCAAGGACCUUCAGAGGCUGGAGCACAUCCAGAGAACGGAGCUGGGGAAGGGGCUGGAGAACAAGGGUUCUGGGAGAGGCUGAGGGCCCUGGGGCUGUUUAGCCUGGAGAAGAGGAGGCUGAAGGGAGACCUCAUCGCUCUCUACAGCUCUCAGGAAGGAGGGUGUGGUGAGGUGGGUGCUGGGCUCUGCUCCCCAGUGACAGGACAUAGGAUGAGAAGAAAUGGCCUCAAAUUGCACCAGGGGAAGUUUAGAUUGGAUAUUGGGAAAAAUUCCUUUCCUGACAGAGUGGUGAAGCCCUGGCAGAGGGUGCCCAGGGCAGGGGUGGAGUCUCCAUCCCUAGAGAGAUUAAAACAGCUGUAGAGGGAUUCAAAAAGCUGUAGAGGUGGCACUUUGGGCCGUGGAUUAGCAGGCAGUGGGAGGGCUGGGCUUAUGGUUGGACCAGGUGAGCUGAGAGGGCUUUUCUGGCCUCAGUGAUUCCAUGAUUCUAUGAACUACCUAUUUUAAACUGGUAACACUUCUUUUGAAAAGAUGCCGCUGUUUAUAGCUAAGUGUUUCCCAGUCAGCAGAGAGCAGCUGCCACGCUGGGGACAUCGAUUACAUGUGUGCAACAGUUUAAAAGUUACUCACACGAAUGUAUGCUUUUAAAUCACAAUUGAGGCAGUCACUUCCAGCGUUAACCAGUCUAUCCCACUCUCACCAGCACAGGUUUCUUGCUCCAAUUAUUGCGAGGCUGCUUUCCAAACUGAUGUAGACAUGUAUGACCCAGCACCUCGGCAGCUGGAUGAACAGCAGCUGUUCACGUGUGUUCCAACCCAGGCAGGAACAUUGUGACUUCUCCUUAGACAAGCUUUACCAGUUUGCCGUCUUCUUUUCCAGUACCUCCCGGUAGGAACCGUGCCUGUCUUGUUUCGGGCGUGCCGUGUCCCUGUGCGCUGAGGAAGCGGCUCUCAGCUAGGCAGCCACAUCGGAUCAGUGGAUCUCCUCCAUACGCUGCAGAGACACAUAUUCCACGCCGUCCUGGCUGAUGGUCGUGCUGUUUGAGACAAGGUUUCAGUUGGGUGCUGAUCUGUAGAGGUGCCUCUUUUAAUCAGGCACCGGAGUUUCCAGUAGUUCGCAUUACAGUCAACAGGACGGUCUUGUGGUUUCACGAAGAUUUCUGCUGCAAGAUUUCUGCUUUCACCAGCUCCUCUCAGGAUUGUUUUUGUUUGUUUCAGAGGUGUGAAGUUUGCCUUUUGGAACAUGGCAGUCAAAUGGACUGGUGGACAUUCGUCCUCUGUAUUGUGCCUAAACGUAAACAUGGAGGGGCUGGUGGCUUCUGGUGCAGAGCAAGGUGAGCUCACGCUCUGGGAUGGAGGAGGCACCCCAGUGGGGCAGCACCAGUUCCCCGAGGCAGACGACGUGACUUCCCUGGUGUUCUCUCCCUGCCAUCCCACCAGGCUCUACGCCUCCCACGGAGAAAUCAUCAGUUUGCUGGAUGUCCGAUCCCUCAAGGAGCCCGUUGAACGCUUCCAUGUGAAUGAGGAGGAGAUCAAUUGCCUCUCUGUGAAUGAGACCAACAGUUUCUUGGCAGCGGCAGAUGACUCGGGGACUAUAAAGGUUAUAGACUUGGAAAACAAGAAAGUCAUCCGGUCCUUGAGACACUCAAACAUCUGCUCCUCUGUUGUCUUUCGACCUCAGAGGCCUCAGAGCCUUGUUUCCUGCGGACUGGACAUGCAGGUUAUGCUGUGGAACCUGCAGAAGGCUCGCGCCAUGUGGACCACCAACCUGCAGGAGUGGGAAACGGAGGCAGACAGCCCACAGUCAGCCGGCCAGUUCCUUAAUCCACCACUUGCCCAUUCCCUGUCUGUCGCAUCGUGCGGCAACGUCUUUGGUUGCGGAGCUCAAGAUGGUAAAGUCAGAAUAUUCAGAGUCACCGGUGCCAAGUUUGAACGGGAGCUGGAAUUCCAGGGUCACAGCUUGGGAGUAUCGCAGGUUCUCUUUCUGCCAGGAGCAUACUGGCUGUUGACUGGAGGAAACGACGGGAAAGUUUUGCUUUGGGAUGUCGGCAGUGACAUUGGAAAGCAGAUGAAAAGCCCAGCAAAAUCUCUCCAGAGGAGGAAGGCCCAAGCACCUGCUUCCACCAGAAAAGAUGGGAAACUUAACAAAGUGGCUUUGAAUGAACCUGUUAGAAUUUUACCAAGGCUGACCAUUCAGCACGGAGAGAAGGUGAACUGGCUCUCCUGUGCAGAGAUCAAAGGCUCCAGGAGAGUGUUAGUUGCUGAUCAAAGCAGCUCUGUAUCUGUGUAUUCGUUGCCAGAACUUUAGGCACCGAGGUGGCAAAUUCCGCUUCUCUGAGCAUUUUAAAUGAGUCCAGUUACACCUGCUGCCAGUGAACAGAGCAGCAGCCCCUGUCGCAUCCUUCGGAAAAUGGGAUUGCUGGGUGUUCGGGCAGGAGCUCUUGGCUGGCGUCAUGCUGCAUUGCUGGUGUUCGCUGCAGUGGUUUGCGGGGCUGUGAGUUUGCAUCUUGAAUUUAACUGAAACGGGUUUUAAUGCAUUUGGGGAUAAUGUUAGUUCCUGCCUAAGCUGACGUAAUUAAGGUUUGAGGAGGACAUCCACACUAACGGUGACAUCUCCGACGCUUGGUGAGGAUGCUGAGUGGUAUCAGAGAUGCCACCGUGUUGAGAACGCUCACAGCGCUUUGCAUCCUCUCCCCACUGAGCUGCGUCACAGCCAGCUGAAAGUGGCCAUUGAGUGAAUACCUUCGUCAUUUGUCAGCAGCUGCAUACAAGACUGGAGAAGCAUCAGCUAAGGAGUAAUCAAAUUACUUCACUGGUUGCUGCUAAUUAGUUUUUUUCACGCUGGAGUGAGUGAAAGAGCAGGGGAGAAUGUUAACGUCUGUUUAACAGGUCAGCUGUCAUAUGCAGUGAGUUGUUUAUACAGGGAAAAAGAACUACGCUUGUCUUAAUAAAUGCUUUCUCUCUGCUUCCUUGUACUCUAUAGCGACAGGCUUCUGUGUCAAGAAUGGUUCUGCGUCCCUGUCAUGAGGGUACGAGAGGCCAAAGGCACGGUUAUUCCUUCCCCAGAGACUUCCACUCUUUUCCCAAAGCCUUAGAAACACAACGAGCAGGACUUGGUGAGCUAGAAACAUCUUGGGAUUUGUGAGUUGAAAGUGGGAAGAACGUAACAAAGUGGGAACUCUGGAUUGGGGCUGGACUCUUCUCCCAAGUGAUGGGUGGAAAUGGCCUCAAGUUGCACCAAGGCAGAUUCAGAUUGGACCCGAGCUGGGUGCAGGACCUUGCCCUUGGCCUUACCGCUGGAGACAGAUGAUCGGUGGGUGCGAGGCAGUGGCCCAGCAGCGAGGUUCUGUCUGGGAUGUCCAUGCCACGUGUGUGCACCCACGGUCUAUAUUUGGAUGCAGGGUCUAUAAAAAGCCUCCACACAAACAGCCACCCGCAGGAGCCAGAUCCCUGUCCCUGGUGUCGCCGCCUGCUUGAGGAGAGUGGAUCGAGUCCACUCAGGCUUUUAUUUCUUCUUUUAGUUCGUCUUUUUGUGUUCUCCGGGAGAAUGGCGAAGAGCAGCAUCUCUCUGCACUCCCUGAAUGAGACGCUGAACAGGGUGGAAGACCAGCUGCACAGCGUGGCUUCUCGUUUUGCCACGCUGGACUCCAGCCUGCAGAAGCUGGCGUGGAAGUUUGAGCUGCAGAGCCAGGUGCUGGAGGAGGAGAAGCGUCGGGAGGGCCCGUGGCCGGGGCUGCUGGCAGAGCGGCCGUGUGUGGAGGCUUCAAAGGACGGUUCAGUUGGCCCUCAAGGAUUGAUCAAGAAACCCAAGACCCUCGAAGACCCCCACCUGAAAUAACCAGGCAUGGACUAAGGGGAGGAGGCAUAUAAAAUUAGUUUUGGACGUGUAAUUAAUGCUAAUGAGUAGACAUGGUUUCCCGUAAGAAACGAGGAAUCGCCCGAGGGUUUCAGCAUGCACCGACAGCUUGGACUGAGACCCCAUGCAUCAAUAAAAGAAUGACG